AUGUUGCUGCCAAAUGCUACCAAUGACUUUCCUGUCCAGUUCAUCCUUCUGGGGAUUCCUGGCCUGGAGCACACCUACCUCUAUAUGGCAUUUACCUUUACUCUGGUAUAUAUGACAUCGCUCAUAGGAAAUGUCACACUGCUAUUUAUCAUAAAGGUAGACCGGAGCCUCCAUGAGCCUAUGUACAUGUUUCUCGGCAUGUUGUCAUCCAUCGACCUGGUUUUAUCCAGUUCUACAACACCCAAGAUGUUGGAAAUCCUUUGGUUCAACUCCAAAGAGAUUUACUCUGAGGCCUGUCUCACGCAGAUGUUCUUUCUCCAUUCCUUCUGUAUCAUGGAGUCUGCAAUUCUACUGUCCAUGGCAUUUGACCGAUAUGUAGCCAUUUGCAACCCUUUAAGAUACUCCUCAGUAUUAACAAAAUGGCUAAUCACAAAAAUAGGUUUGUUGGCUGUCAGUAGAGCGGUGCUACUAAUGAGCCCAUUACCGUUCCUUAUAAAACGACUUCCGUUCUGCUCUGCCAAUGUCAUCCACCACUCCUACUGUGAGCACAUGGCCGUGGUGAAGUUGGCCUGUGCCGAUACCACAUUUAACAACAUUUACGGCAUUGUGGUGGCCCUUUUCAUCGUGGGGUUGGAUUUGAUCUUCAUCAUGUGGUCCUAUGUCCUUAUUCUCCGUGCUGUGUUUCGCCUGGCCUCCAGGGAAGCCAGGUUCAAAGCCCUUGGGACGUGUGCCUCCCAUAUUUGUGCCUUUCUCAUAUUCUACAUUCCAGUUGUUCUCUCAUCCAUCAUCCACAGGUUUGGGAAUAGCAUCCCAGUUCACAUUCACAUCUUACUGGCCAACGUUUACCUGAUGCUGCCACCAUUCAUCAACCCUAUCGUCUACGGUGCAAAGACGCAACAGAUCAGAAACAGAAUAAGAUCCAUCUUCAAAAUGGACUUCAUGUGUUCUACCAGUAUCUGCUUUGACACUGUAGGUAAUCCGAGUACCCAACACUCUCACUGGAAUCGGAGAACCAAAAAAUAA
Pseudophryne corroboree (corroboree frog) is the source of this 1023-nucleotide messenger RNA. RefSeq names its product olfactory receptor 52K1-like. The record is from RefSeq and is a predicted model, not a curated record. Lineage: Eukaryota; Metazoa; Chordata; Amphibia; Anura; Myobatrachidae. Gene Ontology annotation, cellular component: plasma membrane. Bases 1 to 1023 code for a protein of 340 amino acids. Gene Ontology annotation, molecular function: G protein-coupled receptor activity; olfactory receptor activity. The transcript has a single exon. Gene Ontology annotation, biological process: G protein-coupled receptor signaling pathway.